AUGGCCGACACCAAGCAGGCACCUGCUGCGGCAGCAGACACCAAGACCGAGACCAAGACUGAGACCAAGACCCGUCCUACCUUGCCUGAUGAGGCCGAAUACCAGAAGAAGCUGAAGGUUGCCGAGAAGGAGCAUAAGGAUGCUCUCGAUCAGCUGAACGCCAUCAAGGCCAAGAUCGAUAUCGCCAUGCCCAACAAGAACAAGGAGCAACAGUCCCCCACUCAGAAGCGCCGCGCCGAGCUCAUUGCCCAGGCCAACGAGAUUCGUCAGAAGCAGGGCGCCGGCAAGAACGCCCGUACCUCCAAGCUUGACCAGAUCAAGCGCCUCGACGAGCAGCUCCGCUCCCGCAUUGCCGAGCAGAAGACUGCCCGCUCCAAGGUCAACUACAAGAGCGUCGAGGAGGUCGACCGCCAGAUCGAGAAGCUCGAUUCUCAGGUCAACUCGGGCACCAUGAAGAUUGUCGACGAGAAGAAGGCCCUCGCCGAGAUCUCUUCUCUCCGCAAGCUGAGGAAGAACUUCUCCCAGUUCGACGACUCGCAGAAGCAGAUUGACGACCUUAAGUCCAAGAUUAAGGAGAUCAAGGACUCGAUGGAGGACCCCGAGGCCAAGGCCAUGUCCGAGCAAUACAACAAGAUCCAGGCCGAGCUGGACGCCAUCAAGGCCGAGGGCGACGAAGCCUACAAGAACCUGUCCUCGCUCCGUGACGAGCGUUCGAGGCUCCACAACCUUCAAAACGAGAAGUACCAAGCCGUCAAGACCAUUAAGGAUGAGUACUGGCAACAGCGCAAGGCCGCCCAGGCCUACGAGCGUGAGGCUCGUGAGAAGGCCCGCGAGAGAAGAAAGGCCGAGCAGGACCGCUACCACAAGGAGCGCAAGAAGGCUGAUGCCGAGAAGUUCCUCGCUGAUGCCAGCGACCCCGCCUACCUGGAGGAGAUUCGUCGCGCCAACAGCCUGCUCCAGUUCCUCGACCCCACCCACAAGGUCGAAAAGGCUCCUCUCCAGGCUGACAGCGGUCUCAGCGCCCAGGCUUCGCGUACCGUUGACGACUCCGGUCUCAAGGGCAUGAAGAUUGUUUCCAAGAAGGACCGUGAUGAUGAGCUGUUCCCCGCCGUCAAGAAGGGGAAGAAGGGCAAGAAGGGCGGCGCCUCCGAGGAGAAGGCCGGCAAGUUCAACUGCCCGCCCUCCGUCGUUGAGGACUGUGCUUUCCUGGGUAUCGACCCCCCUAUGAGCCAGGCCGACGUUCCCGCCGUCGCCGAGAAGGUCAAGGCCAAGCUUGAGCACUGGAAGUCUGACCAGGAGGCCCAGACCCAGCGCAACAUCGAGAAGGCCAAGAAGCAGCUCGAGAAGCUCGAGGCGGACGAGGCCAACGGUGUCACCAGUAACGGCGACGCGGUCGAGGAGGUCACCAAGGAUCUCGAGGAGACCUCCGUCGAGGAGAAGGCAUAG
Colletotrichum higginsianum IMI 349063 is the source of this 1446-nucleotide messenger RNA. RefSeq names its product Nuclear segregation protein. Gene Ontology annotation, cellular component: ribonucleoprotein complex; endoplasmic reticulum; nuclear outer membrane-endoplasmic reticulum membrane network. The record is from RefSeq and is a predicted model, not a curated record. Gene Ontology annotation, biological process: intracellular mRNA localization. Bases 1 to 1446 code for a protein of 481 amino acids. The transcript is spliced from 3 exons. Gene Ontology annotation, molecular function: mRNA binding. NCBI's taxonomy places the organism in Eukaryota, Fungi, Ascomycota, Sordariomycetes, Glomerellales, Glomerellaceae.